AUUGCAAAUUUUGACAUUCAAAAGGAAAAAAAAAGUCUUAACAAAAUGCCGAAGUCGAUGAAUGUAAGAGUUACGACGAUGGAUGCCGAGCUGGAGUUUGCAAUCCAGCAGGCAACUACUGGAAAGCAGCUUUUUGAUCAAGUUGUGAAAACAAUCGGUCUACGAGAAGUGUGGUUUUUUGGACUUCAGUAUACUGACAGUAAAGGUGACCUUACUUGGAUCAAACUUUAUAAAAAGGUUAUGAGCCAAGAAGUCAAAAAAGAAAAUCCUUUGCAGUUCAAGUUCCGAGCGAAAUUCUACCCCGAAGAUGUUGCUGAAGAAAUAAUUCAAGACAUCACACUUCGUCUGUUUUAUCUUCAAGUAAAGAAUGCUAUCCUUACGGAUGAAAUCUAUUGUCCUCCAGAAACAUCUGUGCUUCUAGCUUCUUAUGCAGUUCAAGCAAGACAUGGUGAUUUCCAAAAAGUAGUUCAUAUACCCGGAUUUCUUGCCAAUGAUCGUCUUCUCCCUCAACGAGUUAUGGAUCAGCAUAAAAUGAGCAAGGAAGAAUGGGAAAGUUCUAUUACUACAUGGUGGCAAGAACAUCGGGGAAUGCUUCGCGAAGAUGCUAUGAUGGAAUAUCUCAAAAUUGCUCAGGAUUUAGAAAUGUACGGAGUAAAUUACUUUGAAAUCCGAAACAAAAAAGGAACUGAACUUUGGUUGGGUGUCGAUGCUUUAGGUUUGAAUAUUUAUGAAAAAGAUGAUAAGUUGACUCCGAAAAUUGGUUUCCCUUGGUCUGAAAUAAGAAAUAUAUCGUUUAAUGAGAGAAAAUUUAUAAUAAAACCUAUUGACAAGAAGGCACCUGACUUCGUUUUCUUCGCACCAAGAGUCAAGAUUAAUAAAAGAAUUUUAGUACUUUGUAUGGGAAAUCAUGAACUUUAUAUGCGCAGACGUAAACCUGAUACUAUUGAUGUACAGCAAAUGAAGGCUCAAGCUCGGGAUGAAAAAAUUGCUAAACAACAACAACGUGAAAAGUUGCAACUCGAAAUAGCAGCACGAGAACGAGCUGAAAAGAAACAACAAGAGUAUGAAGAAAGGCUACGAAGUAUGUCCGAAGAAAUGGAUAGGCGGCAAGCUGAAUUGAAUGAAGCUCAAGAAAUCAUAAGACGUUUGGAAGAGCAAUUGAAACAGUUGCAAGCUGCUAAAGAAGAACUAGAAGACCGUCAGAAAGAAUUGACUGUUAUGAUGGAAAAACUUGAACGUUCACAAGAAAUGGAAGCUGCUGAACGUGCUAAAUUAGAGCAAGAAAUCCGAGCCAAAAAAGAAGAAGUAUCACGAAUCCAACAAGAAGUUGAAGUAAAAGACGCGGAAGCUAGACGAUUACAAGAAGAAGUUGAAGCUGCCAGAUUACGUCAAGAAGAAGCAGAUAGAGCAUUCCAAGCAAACACUACUCCUUAUCAUCACCAUGUCCAAGAAAAUGAAGACGGCGAGGAAGAAGGUGAAGACGAAGCUCCUCACAGUGACGUUACUAAAGAUUUAACAACUGAUGAAUCAAUAAUCGAUCCAGUUGAAGAGCGCCGUACUCUUGCAGAAAGAAAUGAACGUUUACAUGAUCAACUGAAGGCUUUGAAACAAGAUCUUGCACAAUCACGAGAUGAAACUAAAGAAACGGUGAUGGAUAAAAUUCACCGAGAAAAUGUACGUCAGGGACGCGAUAAAUAUAAAACUCUACGCGAAAUUCGCAAAGGCAAUACUAAACGCCGAGUCGAUCAAUUUGAAAAUAUGUAAAUUAAGACUAACAUUCUGUAAGAAAACUCCGAAUGCUAAUGAAUAAUUUUAACACUGAUUUGUUUCGUCAUUAUUUUUGUAUUUAUUCAACAAAAUAGUACUUGUUUUUAUGUAAAACAUGAUGGACACAUCAGAUGUAAUCAUACUUCGGAAUUCAAUUUUAAGAUUAUAGAAGUUACAGUUUGAGAUAAGAAAAAAACGGUGUACAAUUUACUUUUGAUAUUUCUAACACACGUUCUAAUGUUUUCGAAAUAUUUUUAAUUACCAGCUAAAAAAUAAAAUUAAAAAAAAUUAUUUUUUCUUACGAUGUAUUUUUGUUUUCUAUGCUCGCUAUGUAUUCGGUCAGAUCUACCUGGUUUUAAUAAAUUUAAACAAAUCUGUACUAGUUAUACGGAAAAAACUUAAUAGCAUUGGUUACUAUGUUUCACAGUAAUCAAUGAAAAAUAUGUUGAAAAAGGUUCUAGAAGAGAAGUGAAUGAGCUUAUAAGAGUGAUCAACACGUUUUUUCAUAGUAACUAGAACUACGCUCUACAUUACAAGUAAUAUCGAAAAUAAGACUCGUUACUAUUUCUACAGUCGCUGUUGAUGUUUAGCAUUUUAUCAGACUUUUUGAAUAAGCAUUUAUAACUAUAUGUUUCAGGUUUUGUAAACUGAUGCGAAAGACUACUGUGUCACGAUAUUAUGAUUCAAUAUUAUUCAGUAUUGUACGAAUUUCGAUUCCAGACAGGAGCUGCUGCUAGGGUUCACAUGUCUUAUUACUGUGGUCUAAAGAAAAACGUUUUACUGUAGUGAGACAUGGAGACCUUAGCGGCAGCUCCUGUUUAAAAACAGAGUUAAUACCAUAACAAAUAGUAGCAUCAUAUGCAACGCAGUAGCCUUUCAUGUCGCUCUAUACUACCUGAAACAUAUUUUAUUUAGUUACAGUUAUAGAUAAUGUCCAAAGGGUCUAAUGGUUUACUGAAUAUCCACUGUAGAAACAGUAACUAUCCGUAUUUUGGCUGUAAUGUGUAGCAUAGCACUGGUUACUAUCCAAAAAUCUAACCAUUCUUCUUAAGACAUUGUUUACUUUUACUAUACCUCAAUUUUAUGAUUAACCUCAAUCGCUAAUCUUCUAGAAUAUUUUUAAACGUAUUUUCCGCCAAUUACUAUACAGUAUAGUAACCACCCUGGUGGAUCCGAACUACGGUAAAUUACGGUAGCUACCGUAAUUUACGGUAAAAAUGUCGCAUUUUACGGUAAACGUGCGGUAUUUCACAGCAAAAGUACGGUGCUUUUACCGUAAAUUUGCAGUAAUAGGACGGCAAUUUACUGUAAAAUUGCGGCGAUCCUACGGUAUUUUACCGUAAAGUAAAGUAUUGCACUGUAAAAACUGUAAAAAUCAGAAAACAAAGUACUUACGGUAAAAAUGCCGCAAAUUGCAGUAAAUUACCGUAAUUCGAAUGCGCCAGGGCAGUAUUAUUUUUUUUUCCCGUGUACAUACUUUUUCUACAGUAUUUUUCUCUUCAAUAUUUGCGACUUGUAACAUAUUUUUUUAGACAAAAAAAAAAUGUUUAUAUUAGAACGCUUACAAAAAUACAAUAAUACAUGACCAUUGCAAGUAUAUAUCGAAAGUAAAUGCGCGAUGUUCAUAAAUAUAUAAAUAUUCAACAACUUGAUAUACUAACAAAAAAAUACUUAUGUAUACUAGAUACAACUUUUCAAUACAGCCCUGGUGGCAUUUAUUGGAAAUAUUUUUAAAUCGCAAUAACUCAUAGUUUUAUAAUAAUUACACUUGUGGCCUUUUAUUAGAUAUAUGAUGCGACAUAAAUAUAAUAUUAUUAUAUCAUCAAGGUGAUGGCUGCGCAUUUUAUUCAUCGACGCAUUUUUGAGUAUUUUUUUGAUGUUUCGUGGAUGAAUGAUUGAGGAAUAUUAAAACGAAUGAAAGAAGAAGAAAAUAAAACUGAGUAAAUGUGAAAAAAAAUGAAUACAAAAAGCGAUAUCAAUACAAUUUUUCAUAAUUCAUUUUUUAUUUAAUAUAAAAGUGUACGAAAUGAAUCGAAAAUAUCUUACAAUUUGAAUUAUAAACUUCUAAAAACUGCCAUUUUCGUUGAUUUAAAAUCAAAUAUUAAAGAAUAUGAAAUUAAUUAAUUUUAAUUGAUGGAAUAAUUUUAUGUCAAAUAACUAUUAAUAAUUUUAGGUCGACAAUUCUUAAGAAAUAAAAAAUGUUUUGAAAUAACAA
Microplitis mediator is the source of this 3982-nucleotide messenger RNA. It is a transcript of the gene Moe, whose product is annotated as moesin/ezrin/radixin homolog 1. The record is from RefSeq and is a predicted model, not a curated record. Gene Ontology annotation, cellular component: cytoskeleton; apical part of cell; adherens junction. Gene Ontology annotation, biological process: positive regulation of protein localization to early endosome; regulation of cell shape; regulation of organelle assembly. The transcript is spliced from 9 exons. NCBI's taxonomy places the organism in Eukaryota, Metazoa, Arthropoda, Insecta, Hymenoptera, Braconidae. The coding region runs from base 46 to 1764 and encodes 572 amino acids. Gene Ontology annotation, molecular function: actin binding; cell adhesion molecule binding.